ACGGCCGAUCACGACUUGUCCAUCAAGGCAGAAUGCCACUUUUGUCCACGCUUUAAUCAUUUACAUGCACUGCAGUUUUGCCGAAAAUCCCCACGUCGCGACACAAUGAACACUCAGGACCAGGCAGACAAUCUUCACUCUUCCUCUAUUGGCCCUAUCCGCAGUCUCAAUGACUUCGACCUUACCAACCAUACAGUCUGGGAGCGGCCUGAAGACCUCAACCAGGACUUAUUGAAUUUGCGGAAGAAACCAGAGGAGCUAUCCCCGUCUGGCUCAGGGACGAACUAUUUGCGGCUAGUCUGCGCCCGAAAGGCGGGUAAGAGUUUUUUGUCAAGGGCCAUCGGCCUCGGGAGGGAUGGGAAAACUUCCUGCGUUGUAUGUUUUUGGGACUUGAAUAGCCAGUCUUGGGCUGGCACAAGAUCCAUUGCCGAAAACAAUCCCGAUGCAAACGCUGAGGGCUUUCCCUACCAAGCAGCACUCAUCCGAAAAAGAGGGCGCACUCUUGAGAACACAGCCCGCAGGCUCGGGCGCACGUGUGGCGUUCCUUGUCUUGUAGCCUACUACAGUCCCUCCGCGCGGGGCUGGACUGGUCUGGCUUAUGUGCCUUGGGACCAACCCACGCCGGACUGGAAUUGCAUUCUUGAAACUAUUUGAAUUUACGACUCAUUUGCGGAAUGAUGGCCAGAAGCUAAGGUUGACCGGCUGCUGCUGUUGAGGGCCCG
Messenger RNA from Ilyonectria robusta, 722 nucleotides. RefSeq lists its product as uncharacterized. The transcript is spliced from 3 exons. NCBI's taxonomy places the organism in Eukaryota, Fungi, Ascomycota, Sordariomycetes, Hypocreales, Nectriaceae. The record is from RefSeq and is a predicted model, not a curated record. The coding region runs from base 106 to 654 and encodes 182 amino acids.